AUGUCUGACGCCGGCCGCAAGGAUCUCCACACCAAGAUCGGUGAGGGCAUCACUCCCGACUCCACCAAGUCCACCCAGCAGAAGAUGAAGGAGACCGUCACCGACACUGGCGACAAGUUCGCUCGUGGCACCCAGCCCGACCAUGACAAGUCUCUUGGCCAGGAGGCCUCCGACAAGGUCUCCCGCAGCCACGACCGCGAGGCCCACGGCUCCUCCGGCGGCUCCAUCCUCGACAAGACCAAGGGCGCUCUCGGCCUUGACAAGCACUAG
Didymosphaeria variabile is the source of this 270-nucleotide messenger RNA. RefSeq lists its product as uncharacterized. Lineage: Eukaryota; Fungi; Ascomycota; Dothideomycetes; Pleosporales; Didymosphaeriaceae. The record is from RefSeq and is a predicted model, not a curated record. The transcript is spliced from 2 exons. Bases 1 to 270 code for a protein of 89 amino acids.